Messenger RNA from Telopea speciosissima, 849 nucleotides. RefSeq names its product protein MAINTENANCE OF MERISTEMS-like. The transcript is spliced from 2 exons. The record is from RefSeq and is a predicted model, not a curated record. Bases 1 to 849 code for a protein of 282 amino acids. Lineage: Eukaryota; Viridiplantae; Streptophyta; Magnoliopsida; Proteales; Proteaceae.
AUGGGGUCUAAUGGUACACCCCUUCUUCCCAAGAGGCCACAGAGUUUGGGUGUCACGAUUUGGGAGGGAGACGAUUCAGCUUUCCAUCCGGAGAUUGAUCCUGAUGAGGAUGUAUUGAGCGAUUGUGAUGAGAAGUCGAGGGCUCCAAGGUAUGAGGGCCGUUUGCUCAGAGAGACGCCCCUGCACAUCUGCAAUAGUGCAUGGAAGCUACCCAAGGUACCUGUGACCUAUCAUAAGUAUGGGUCUCGCUCCACUGUUCUUAGCUGGUAUGGCCAGCUAUGCGGGGCUGUCCGACAGUGGGUUGUCGAGGCUGGCUUCGAGGAUCUAGCUCUACUACAGACUAGGUCUUUCGAUAUGUCUUUGGCGCAGGCCCUGGCUGAGAGGUGGUGGCCUACUACCCACACUUACCACCUGCCUAUGGGUGAGAUGACGAUCACACCCUUGUGCUAUUUCCUAUACACGGGCCUUUCUUUCGGUGGUGAGGCAGUGGUUGGGCAUCCGGGUGGCUGGACAUUCGAUGAUCAGGAGCUGAUGAGGUUGCUUGGGUCUAUUCCCUCUGAGUCAUACACGGCGGUACAGUGGUUCUAUCGUGAGUGGGAUGAGAAAAUGGUGACUGACUCGUCCAGUCGUGAGGAGCUGGACCAGCAGGCGAGGUGUUUCAUUCUCUAUCUUUUAGGGAACACCUUAUUCAGUACCAGCAGGAUGACGAUCCACAUCUCCAUGGUAUGGUACCUCAAAGAUUUGCUGAGGGUGAAGAAAUUUGACUGGGUUGGUGUGGGCUAUGCCCAUAUGCUGAGGAUGUUGGAUUCAUUGGCCAUGCGGGGCACCGAACUUGUCGACGGCACCUAG